Messenger RNA from Spodoptera littoralis (African cotton leafworm), 861 nucleotides. The record is from the annotation of a GenBank genome assembly. NCBI's taxonomy places the organism in Eukaryota, Metazoa, Arthropoda, Insecta, Lepidoptera, Noctuidae.
AUGUUUCAUUUACGGCGCAUACCGAGGAGUAUUGUGGCGUGUUCACGAUGGAACUCUUCGCAAGUGACACCUUUAGUAUCGAUAGACGUGGACAAUGAAGGAAUAGCAACACUGCAGAUGCAGAGACUACCGGUGAACAGUUUAAACCUGGAAUUAUUUCAGGCGAUAAAAGAUUCAGUCAUUGAAGUUGAAAAAAAUAAAUGCAAAGGCUUGGUUUUCACGUCGGCAAGUCCAACGAUAUUUUCAGCGGGACUCGACCUAAAUGAAUUACACAAACCAGAUGUAAAACGUAUGACUAAGGCGAACGAGUCUUUUUUUGAUGCCUUCAUGAAAUUGUUUGGGUCCGAUGUUAUUACUACAGUUGCGAUCAAUGGUUACACAGCAGCCGGGGCCUUUAUUCUGUGCCUGGCAUUUGAGUACCGCGUUAUGACGACUGGUAAGGCCGUCAUGGGGUUUAAUGACACAGCAAUUGGUAUCCCACCAGCUCCAUGGAUGGGUGAGCUGAUGACCCGAGUGAUGGGGCGUAGACACGCGGAGUUUGCACUCACUAGUUCAUAUAUGUACUCGGCUGAGAAAGCUUUGCAGGUGGGUCUGGUGGAUGAAGUAGCAGCAGAUAAAGAAGACGCAAUUAAGAAAUGCAAGGCUUACAUACGAUUAUACGACCAAAUACCGGUGACUGCCCGAAUUAAAACUAAACGCAACUUCAGACAAGACUACCUAAAGAAAAUCGAACAAAACAAACAACAAUACAUAACUAACUGCAUAAAUACCGUAUCAAGCGCCGAAGUUCAAAAGUUAAUAGACACGUUUAUGGAAAAUUUAAAGAAGAAAAGGUCUGCUAAAGCUAAUAAAGAGGCUUAA